Molecule: messenger RNA, 3955 nt
Organism: Uloborus diversus
Lineage: Eukaryota; Metazoa; Arthropoda; Arachnida; Araneae; Uloboridae
Gene: stck
Product: LIM and senescent cell antigen-like-containing domain protein 1
Exons: 9
Coding region: 11-991 (326 amino acids)
Biological process (GO): positive regulation of integrin-mediated signaling pathway; positive regulation of substrate adhesion-dependent cell spreading; cell-cell junction organization
Cellular component (GO): cytoplasm; cell-cell junction; focal adhesion
Source: RefSeq, a predicted model, not a curated record
GUGUGUCGAAAUGUCGCUGGGUGCCAUGUUCUGUUGUAAGUGUGGAGAAGGUUUCGAGCCUCACGAAAAAAUCGUCAACUCUCAUGGUGAGGUGUGGCAUCAACAAUGUUUUGUGUGUUGCCAAUGUUUCCGACCUUUUCCAGAAGGAAUUUUUUAUGAAUUUGAGGGCCGGAAGUACUGCGAGCAUGACUUCCAUGUUCUGUUUGCUCCAUGUUGCGGAAAGUGCCAUGAGUUUGUGAGUGGGCGAGUCAUCAAAGCUCUCAAUAACAGUUGGCAUCCGCACUGUUUCCUCUGCCAGCUGUGUGGCACAGAACUGGCAGAUCGAGGCUUCAUUAAGAAUACGGGCAGAGCACUAUGCCAUGAUUGCAAUGCACGAGAGAAAGCAGCACAAUCUGGAAAAUAUGUCUGUUUCAAAUGCCACUCCAUCAUUGACGAGGGAGUGCUUAAGUUCCGCAGUGAGCCUUAUCAUCCGUAUCAUUUCAACUGCACUUCUUGUGGGGUGGAGUUGACUGCAGAUGCGCGUGAGGUGAAGGGUGAGCUCUACUGCCUUCGUUGCCAUGACAAAAUGGGUAUCCCUAUCUGUGGUGCCUGCAGGAGGCCUAUCGAGGAAAGGGUAGUCACUGCCCUGGGGAAGAACUGGCAUGUUGAGCAUUUCGUCUGUGCCAAGUGUGAAAAGCCAUUCUUGGGUCAUCGACACUAUGAAAAGAAAGGUUUGGCCUACUGCGAGAUCCAUUAUCACCAACUGUUUGGCAACUUGUGUUUUGUAUGCAACCAGGUCAUUGCUGGAGAUGUUUUUACUGCAUUGAAUAAAGCGUGGUGUGUAAACCAUUUUGCCUGUUAUGUUUGUGAUCAGAAAAUGAGUCAGAAGAGCAAGUUCUUUGAAGUGGACCUAAAACCAGUAUGCAAAAAAUGCUACGACAGGUUCCCGGCGGAACUCCGCAAGCGGCUCAAGAAGGCCUACGAGUCCUCCCCGAAAAAAGUCAUCACAUAGAGUGCCCUAAGUCUGUCUUCUUGAUUUCGGGUUUAAUGAAUGUCUUUAGCUAACCAAGCCCUCUCUUCUCCCUUUGUUGUAUGUGCGCCAGUUCUUGGCGUUCCGUCCAUCUGUUCUCUCCCACGUGAGCAAAGUGGAGAGACUUCACUUGGACUUCACUCAUUUAUCUAUCUUGAUGACUAAUCUAAUGUGUGACUUAUGAGGCUUUCAGUGAAUAAGUAUUUUAUUAACAACAGUGGUUACUGUUAAAGUGUAUGAAGAGCUCAGUUCCUUGCUUUAAAAAAUAUUCUGAAGCUCUGAAAUGCAGUAACAGCUUGGGUUCUGUAAUGUAAUGGUUGUAAAGUUUGGGCGAAUUGCAGUGUGUUAUUUCUACUAAUGCCGUUAACUCAAAAGUUAGUUUUGUCUGCCAUUGCAUUGAAAGCCUCAUAUUUGUACAAAAAAUAAAUAAACUGCCAGAAGGAACUGAAAAAUGCCCAGAAGAAUGAGCUUUUUCUAUUUCUUUAACUGUUGGAACUUCUUUAAAAAAAAGUAAGAAAGGAUCAGUUUUCCAAAACUUGAUCUUAUAUCAAGUGUUGAGUUUCAUUGCAUUGAAGUAUUCAUUCAAUCUUUCAUUCUCAUGGAAAGAAAUGUUUAUAGACUGACAGGAUCUGUACACUGCCGAAACCAUCGUGGAGAAAUAAUCUAAAAUUGAAUUCAUUUUUUUGUCAUAAAAAUACUGUGCAUUUAUUCCUUUAGUCACCCUGUUUUUCAGAAAGUAUAAAGUGUUGUUAACAUCAUACGUUGGAAUCAAAUUCCAAAUGUGUAUCAGGGUAUAUUAAUAUGCAUGUAUAAAUGGUUAUAAAAAUUGUAACAAAUGCAAUGCCUGUUUUUUUUGGGGGGGGGGAGCAGGAUGUUUGUAUGUGUGGAUGUAAGUAUGUAUGACAAAAAAGUUGUGCAUGCACUUUAUCUUAAGUACUAAAAAACAUACAUUACUUGCAUCCCUGCUUUAAACAAGGGAUGAAACAAUCAAAAUCAGAAAGUUUUCCUACUAUUAGAUGGGCAUUAGGUAAAAUCUUAAUUUUACUAAGUUCUACAUUAACAAAUCAAAAUUAUCUUUAAAUCGGUUCUGCUCGCACUUGUCAUCUCAUCUAGGGACACAACCGAGGGAGGGAGUUAACCCCUCAGAACCUUUGGUUUUUUAAACAUGUUGCCAAUCCUAGUGUAUUGUAUAUGUAUAUACUGUCACUCUCAUCCCAAAAGAAAAUUAUGGUUGUGCUACUGCUUGCUCAACUUGGAAUUCAAUUUGGAUUUGUCUGAAAUGUUGAAUUUUGGAGAAAAUUGUUACUUGCUAUUAUUAUCUCAACUCUCAUGCACUUAUGACGACAAUUCAGAAAAUAAAUACCACAUGUGGUGACUUAUAGGAUAAUUAUUGGGAUAAUUCAAAUAUAUUUUAUUUUUUUUCAAAACUACUUUUGGUUGUGAGUUCUUUUAUUUUAGGGGUGGGGAAGUUAAUGUUCCAAAAUAGAACCAGUAAAAAAUACAUCAUUAUUCCUUGAUCAAAAAGGAUUAUCACCAGGGUUGUGUUGCAUCCUAUGUGGUUUAGCAAUUAAAGCAGCUGUCUGACGACCCGGGCUCUAGUAGUAACAAUAAAAAAUGUUAACAUUUGUUAAGUUGAGUCUUGUUAAUGCAAAAUUUGGUUUUAAAGUUGAAAGUUGAAAUUUUGGAAACAAUAAAGAAUAAAACUGCCGAUGCUGUACGCUCAUCAACCUUUGAAAUAUCAUGUCAGUCAUUUUCAUGUUAUGUUAGUCACUACAUAUUUGUGUUCACUAUGCAUACAUUUUGCAUUAUAUUGACAAAAAAAUAUGUAUAUAUGAUAGCACAAUUGCAAUUUAAUUCCUUGUGAAUGAUGGUAAGUUAGCCAAAGUUUGACUGUUAAAUUAAGUACUUGUUAGUUUCAAGUGCCUUUCUUCAGUUUGAAUUAUGUGUUAGGUCUUUUUUGCUGCUUUGUUUGAAUUGCUGCAUUAGGUAUGCUAUAAAACAGAAGCUGUUAAAGUUUAGUGUAUUGGUUUGCCGGCCAUUCAGAAAUUUUUUUAUCCAGUUGCAUGAUAUGCCAGCUACUAAAAGUAAAAAUAAUAGUACUAAUAACAUGAAUAUUUUUGAAGUAGAUAUUUUUAAAUGAUCAGUAUUUAUGACAAAGUAAUAUUUUCUGAAGAAGCUAAAGGUAUUUCCUCUAUCUCACUUUGUGCCAAACAUUGCUUUUAGUGGAAAAAGAAAAAAAAAAUUAAGUAUCAUUAUGUACUAAAAUUCAAUUUUAUUUUUAAGCUUUUAAAACCUAACUAGUGCAUCAUUAGUAAAAUAAUCUCACUUCCUUUAUUUGUUAAAUCAGUGGUUCUUAACCCUUUGCCAAAAAAAGUAGCGUCAAAGAAAUUGUGAAACUCCGUUUGUGGUGGGUCUGUGUCCAGGAAACUCCAUAGCACCUACAGCCUUGAGACCUUGUACAAAAUUACUUUGAGUCCUGGGGUUUUAUUUUUUUAAAUUUUCGAAUUAGCUCUUUGUAAUUAUUAUUUUGAAGAAGACUGAACAAAAUGCUUAGCAAUCUGGGCUUCUUUCAAUGUAUUUUUUAAAAUACUUUUUAUGACAUUAUUUAAAUUUUACUGAAGUAUAUUGAGUUUUUUUUUUUUUUUUUUUUUUGGCUCUUAAAUCGAAAGUUUUCACGUCAAUGCUCCAUGACACAUCAAGAACUAAUCGAGUACCUACAGCACCUUCUUCAAGAAAUGUGUGCUACUAGAAUUGAUAAAUACUCUUUUCCUAGUGUAGUCACAUUUGUUGAUGAUGCAUUAAGUUACUGGGGUUAAGAACCAUUUAUUAGUGAAGAAUUGUGUUCUGUGAGAAAGUAGUGCCUUAAUGUUACAGAUUGUAAAAUAUGUGCAUAUAUCUGUAUUGGAGCUUUAAUAUUUUUAUUUAAAUAAAUAUAUCUUACAUCUA